GCGGGUUUUGUUUUAUUGAUUACAAUUAUUAGAUUUGUUCAUUUCUUUGCCAUUCUCUAGGAAUGUUAACCUUCUCACCUACAAGCAAUUAAAUGCUAAAUCAAAUGUAAAACAGGAGUAAAAGUUGAAUCUGAAUUGCCUCCAUUGAGUUGUGUUUUACUGAGAGGCUUUUCAUUUUUAUGCACGCAAGAAGCACUUAUAUUUAGAAUGCUUAAACUUGUAGAAUACAACCCUAAAAUUUAAAAAAAACUUUGUGUAAGUCCUUGUCUGUUAUAUAACAAAUGUGUUUUUACUUAUGUCCCGUAUGGUUUUACCUGGAUUGAAAUUCUUUUCUCUUUUUUUUGUAAUAAAAUGAUGAAACACUUUUCCAUUUUACAAAACCAUUUUAUAAGAAAUGAUCAUGAAAAGCAAGGCAACAAUUCACUUUGGUGAGUCAACCUUCAAAGGGUAAAUCUAACAGUGCUCCUGUGAACACAAUCCUAUUUGUAAACAAACAGGAGUACUAAUACCAUUUUUAAAACUGUUACUCCAAAGACCUACAAAUUAUUGUGGAAAAACUCUCCCAUUCUGUGCUUCUCAAUGUUAUACAAUCAAACAAAAAAAAUUAAGGGGAAUGAAUAGGACAUUUCAUAAUUAAACUGUAUUUUUCCGGGAUUGCUACAACCUAAUAUUGUUAUCUUCUGAUUGGAAAUGUGCUGUGCACCGUCAGUACAAAAUUUUGCAUCGGACAGACGUGGCUCAUUUUAGUUUUGUGUCACAUUUAAUAACUGAAAGCAUUUUGUAUGAUUUUCAAGAAACACAUUUUAUUUCUUGAGGUUGGCUAGAUUCUAUCUACUUGGCUGGCUUUAUCUUGAUGUAUUAGUCUAGCCUCAAAAGCCAAAGCAAGAUACGGCAACAGCAGUUCUAUACACUAAGCAUUGAUGGAAAUGUUUCUGUUAAAUACUGUGUUGGCAGUAAAGACCUAACUACAAAUAACUGGUCUUAUUACUCAGGGAUUUCAGUGUAGAUAAUAAACAAAUAAGUACUAUUCACUGUGAUAGAUGCUGUAGUAGAGGUACUCACCAGGACAGGAUUCAUCUCCUUCCUUUUCACAUUACUUUAAGAGAAGAUGUAGAUCCUGAAGUCCAAAUGAAAUGCAAAUACUACUAUAUAAACUGAAGGAAUACAGGACAGAAUAUUUAUCAAGGAAACAAUGUAUUUUUUAAAUGAUUUAUUUCUUAUUUUGAGAGAGAGAGAGAAGAGAGGAAAGGAGAGAGAGAGAGAGAGAGAGAGAGAGAGAGAGAGAGAGAGAGAAAGAUCUCAAGCAGGCUCUGUGCUGACAGUGCAGAGCCUGAAGCAGAGCUCAGUCUCAGCAACCUUGAGAUCAUGACCCGAGCCCAAAUUAAGAAUCAGAUGCUUAACUGACUGAGACACACGGGCGUCCCAAGGAAGCAGGAGUUUAUUGCUCAGGGACCCUUCUCUUUGAAGAACUCAAUUUGUGAAGGAAACAGAUUAAUGAAAACUAUGAAUGUGCCUACUGAUACUAAAAUUACACAGUGCACUUUAAGUAUGUGACUCUACUGCUUUGUGUAAUUCCUUUCCAGUGGAGGCACCAGUAAAGUCCCAUUUACUUAGAUCAAAAUAUCCAGUGGUAUUGCUCCUAGGCAUUGGACUUAUGGACCAAUGGGAGCUUUUGACUUCAUUACAGAUUACUAUAGGUCAUAGAGGGGUUCUCUGCUUCCUGGUUGGAAUGGGAGAAUUGUGAUUCAAAUUGUUGUUUGGUAUCUCGGAGUUAGCAUUUUUCUUUGUGAUUCUGCCUAAAUCUUCCAUAGUUGUGCCUAUUUGGAAGUAUAUUUGACCAGUAAAGAUUUUUCAGGGUUCCGAGAAAUACUCUUGGUAUCAGAUUGAGUGUGUUUAUUAAGGAAAGACGAUUUGUUAAAGCAGAGCUUCCCAAGUAUAGGAUUUAUUCCGUUAAAGAUGGGAAAGAUGGCAAAUAUCUGCCAUUUAUGUUGUGUGACUCCAUGGGGCUACAUGAGGAAGAGGGAGUAGGAUUGUGUGUGGAUGAUAUACCCCACAUCUUAAAAGGCUGUGUGUCAGACAGGUAUGAGUUUAGCCCCCAUAAAUCAAUUACGCCAGACCAUCCUAUGUUCAUCGCCUCUCCGUCACUGAAGGACAAGAUUCACUGUGUGGCCUAUGUCUUAGAUAUCAACUCUAUCAGUUCUAUCACCUCUAAGGAGGUGGCAAAGUUCAAAGAAGUUCAAAAAGAGGUCUUAAACUGUGGUACAGCACUUGUGGUCUUGCUUACUAAAAUUGAUAAGUGCAGUGAAAUUCUUCAAGACAACUUUUUAAACAUGAAUAAUUCUAUGACAUCCCAAAGCCAGAUAAUAAAAGUCAGCAAAAUGCUAGAUAUUCCUAUUUAUAAUAUCUUUAUGGUUGAAAAUUAUGCAUCAGAGUUGGAGCUGGACCCUUUAAAGGACACUCUGAUCCUGUUUGUCCUGAGGCAGAUGUUACGGAUAGUGGAUGACAUUUUAGAGGAUUUGCCUCUUGAAACAGGGAAGAAGGCUGGAAGAAAAUGAAAUGCCAGAGACAAGAAAUGGACAUAAAGGAGGGAGAAUGUUUCAUUUAUCUCUGGAUGAAGAUAUGAAUUUAAGGGAAUUAAAAAAAGCAAAUAUUUCUUAAGGACUUACGUGCUAUUUCUGUGAAAAACAAACAAACAAAAACAAAGCUUGUUCCUUUAAUGAA
This is a messenger RNA of Prionailurus viverrinus (fishing cat), 2721 nucleotides long. It is a transcript of the gene IFI44L, whose product is annotated as interferon induced protein 44 like. NCBI's taxonomy places the organism in Eukaryota, Metazoa, Chordata, Mammalia, Carnivora, Felidae. The record is from RefSeq and is a predicted model, not a curated record. The transcript is spliced from 6 exons. The coding region runs from base 1986 to 2555 and encodes 189 amino acids.